AUGUCUGUCGACGAAACGCCCCUCACUGCCUCGGCCCACGAGCGCCGCAACUCCCUGGAGAAGCAUCUGCAGACUCGCCCAGACAUGCAGGACCUCAAGAAUCGCCAUAUCCUGCUGGACACUAACGUGGCGCCAGCCCUCCAAGCCACCCGCCAGGACCUCGCCCGCCAGCGCGCUUCGGACAACCUGAAGAAGAACCUGGAAAAGAGACCUGGAAGGGACGAGCUGGUGGAGCGUAUAUACCCCUUUUCUUUUGAUCCUUUUCUUUCUGCGUCUAUUCUCUUCUGCUUGAUUCGCAGAGAUGGGAUCAAGUAUCUGGCACUAACGAGCUCAGGAAACAUCCUGCCCGCCACGAACGCCGCCCCGGCCCUACAGGCUCAUGCGCGAGAACUGGAAAAACAAAUGCUGGCAGACAACUUGGAGCACAGAAUUCAGAAUCGCCCGCAGCCCGAGGAUCUCAUUUCGCAGGGCAUUUUAUCCGAGGAUGAAGAUCCGCGCUCGGCAUGA
Messenger RNA from Penicillium alfredii, 507 nucleotides. Its product is annotated as RPEL repeat-containing protein. The record is from RefSeq and is a predicted model, not a curated record. The coding region runs from base 1 to 507 and encodes 168 amino acids. Lineage: Eukaryota; Fungi; Ascomycota; Eurotiomycetes; Eurotiales; Aspergillaceae. The transcript has 2 exons.